This is a messenger RNA of Pseudoliparis swirei, 2341 nucleotides long. RefSeq names its product CPD photolyase (gene cpdp). Gene Ontology annotation, molecular function: deoxyribodipyrimidine photo-lyase activity. NCBI's taxonomy places the organism in Eukaryota, Metazoa, Chordata, Actinopteri, Perciformes, Liparidae. The record is from RefSeq and is a predicted model, not a curated record. Gene Ontology annotation, biological process: photoreactive repair.
AUUCUGGGAAAUGUAGUCAAAUACAACAAAAACAGUGUUACAAAACAUCGAGUAGCUGGUUGUAUAAAGGGAAAUACGAUGCUCGCCAACUUGUUUCUCACAACUUGACUGCUGAAACGUCGCCUGCUGUUUUCUUUGAAGUACUCCUGUCUGACUCAGUCUUUAACUGUUAGUACUUCAAGUACGUUAAUUGUAUGCUGCUCUGCGUUUGGAGGAGUAAUCAGAGACCCGCUUCAGUUCUCUCCCCACUGACCAAGUCACUCACGGGUCAACUCAUCAUGUCGGACAAAAAGCGCAAGUCAACGUCUGCUGCUGCUAAAGGGCCGAGUGCGAAGCAGCGGAAGGUGGCUCCCGUGAAGGAGGAGAAGAACACGAGCGCUGGAGGCUGGCUGGAGGGGCUUCUGAAGCAGCACAGGACCGACAACAAGGAGAUGAAAUUCAACAAAAAGCGCCUCCGCCUUUUAUCUGACACAGAUAAGAUAAAACAGGACUCCGAGGGUGUCCUGUACUGGAUGCUAAGGGAACACAGAGGACAAGAUAAUUGGGCGCUGGUUCAUGCACAGCAGCUUGCUUUGAAGUAGAAGCUUCCUCUGCACGUCUGUCUGCCUCGUGGUGCCACAGUCCGCCUCGUGGUGCCACAGUCCGAGCUGUCCACCCCGAGACAUUACAGCUUCUUGCUGAAAGGUCUGGAUGAAGUUGCAACGGAAUGCAAAGCCUUAAACAUCCAGUUCCACUUACUUCAUGGAUCAGCGGGGGACAUCCUCCCUGGCUUGUCUCUGGGGGCCGUGGUGACAGACUUCACCCCCCUCAGAGAGCCACUGCAGUGGUUGGAGGAUGUUAAAAAGAGUCUUCCAGAGGACAUUCCCCUCAUACAGGUCGAUGCCCACAAUAUUGACCCCUGCUGGGUCGCAUCACCUAAGCUUGAGCAUGCCGCCAGGACGAUCAGAGGGAAAAUCACAAAGCUGUAGCCGGAGAUCCUCACCGAGUUUCCUCUGGUCGAGAGACACGCCCACACAUCCACAAGGACUGACAAACCAGUAGACUGGGACUCAACCCUGGCCUCCCUGCAGGUUGACCGAGCAGUAGGAGAACAGCCAGGCACCAAGAGAGGGAUGGCCAUGUUGGAGUCCUUCAUUGAUGUACGCCUUAAACUGUUUGACACUAACCGCAACGACCCAAACACUGCUGCCCUCAGCCAGCUGUCCCCCUGGAUCCGCUUUGGCCACCUGUCAGCCCAGCGUGUGGCGAUGCAAGUUCAGCACAGUGGGAAGUCUGCAGGUCAUUCUGUCGCCUCCUUCAUCGAGGAGCUGGUUGUGCGCAGAGAGCUGACGGACAACAAGAAAUAUGACUCCGUGGAGGGUGCGUAUGAGUGGGCUCAGAAGAGCUUGAAAGAUCAUGCCAAAGACAAACGGGAGUACCUCUCCACGCGGGAGCAGCUGGAGAACGCCACCACGCACGACAAACUGGAAAGGUGCUCAGGCUACCAGAUGGUCACUGAGGGGAAGAUGCAUGGUUUCUUGAGGAUGUACUGGGCCAAAAAGAUUCUCGAGUGGACGACCUCGCCAGAGGAGGCCCUGUCAAUCGCUCUGUACCUAAACGAUCGCUACGAGCUGGAUGGCCAGGACCCCAUGGCUUUUGCAGGUUGUAUGUGGUCGAUUUGUGGCAUCCAUGACCGGGGUUGGGGAGAGAGAGAUGUUUUCGGAAAGAUCCGCUACAUGAACUACAAAGGCUGCCUGCGGAAGUUUGAUGUAGCCGGAUUUGAGAGAAAAUACUGUCCUGUACAUGUUUGGAAGGAUGCGAAUACACUGCUGAUGGCCUAAAUCUCUGACAUCUUUACAUCAGGGAGUGAUUGUACAGCCUUUUUUAGGAUUUCAUCUUCUUUACUGCUUUUCUUGUCCAAAAAAUAGGUGCUAAAUCCCAAAUUCAGAGCAUAUCUCUGAUGGAUGGCGCUCAACGAGGCAGCGGCUGAGCCGUCGGCUCUAACAGCCGUCACAUUGUUAACAGCCACUACAAACAACGGCAACUGGGCUGACUGAGCGAACUGUCGAACAUGAGCUGUGACGCCGAUUUAUUGAGCAGAACGAGCUCAAUCUUUGCUUUGUUUCAUGCUAUCCUUUAUAUGACUUGUUUUGAAUGUUUGAUGUUAGUGUUGCAACAACUGAUUCCAUGACACACGAUGCUCCUUUAAGGAUCUCUGAGAGUUUGACUGCUCUUUCUUGAAAGCCAUCUUUUCUUACCAAACCUUUUUCUGUUCACUUGUAUUUCAGUUUCUUAAUUAAUUUACAAUUCUCCAGCUGUAAUUCAUCUGUAAAACCUGGAAUAAAGCAUCUGUUGCCUUUGA